Messenger RNA from Crotalus tigris (Tiger rattlesnake), 3600 nucleotides. RefSeq names its product reticulophagy regulator family member 3 (gene RETREG3). Bases 137 to 1558 code for a protein of 473 amino acids. The record is from RefSeq and is a predicted model, not a curated record. Gene Ontology annotation, biological process: reticulophagy. Lineage: Eukaryota; Metazoa; Chordata; Lepidosauria; Squamata; Viperidae. The transcript is spliced from 9 exons.
AUGAGCACGUGAACGGCCAUGGGAGUGUGCGUAAACUGGUGGGGUAGAGGCCGCGUUCGAUCUAUUGAGGUGGCGACAGCAACCGUUGGUGACGAAGAAUGGUAAUCCUAUCCUUUAUUCCACCGGUCUCUCAGUGAUGUUGGCCGAAGGAAGAAUGGCAACGGCGGAAGUAGCAGGACGGACUGCUGGCAGUAGUAGCGGCACUAACCGCGGCGGCAGAGGCCCAGAUACUGAUGCUCAGGCCCAGUCCUCGGAGCGGGAUCGGCGAGUGCGCGCCUUGGGCGCCUUCUUGAAGACCCGUCUCGGGCCUUACGAACCGGUCCUGACAGCUGUACAGGCCACGCUCACCUGGGAGAGGCCAGCAAGGAGCGCUCUUGGCUGGGUUGGCGCGCAUGCAGCUUUCGGGUUUUUUGCCCUGACCUCUCUUCAUCUGAUAUUCUUAGUUGCAUUCACCCUAAUACUAAUAGUAUGUUUAGAUCAGUGGAAGUAUAGAAUCUGGCCUGAUAUAAAAGUAAGACCUGAUCAUCUAGACAAUGGAAGUUGGGGCUUUGUCCAUCCUCGACUUUUGAGUGUACCUGAACUAUGCCACUUUUUGGCCAAAGGAUGGAUUACAGGAGUCAGCUUCAUGAGAAGCCUGCUGAGUUUCAAAAAGCAAAAUCCUGGCAAGUUCUGCCUUUUAGCUUGCGGUGUCCUUACAUUUUUGGCUGUCUUAGGAUACUACAUCCCUGGUAUCUGUCUUGCCUAUCUUAUAAUGCUUUCUCUCUUAUUGUGGCCACUUGCUGUAUACCAUAACCUGAGUCAACAUCUGUACAUUAAACUACAGCCAGCUCUGCAACGGUUGGACUUCAGUGUUCGUGGUUAUAUGAUGUCCAAACAUAAGGAGAGACAGUCACGUCACCACAUUUGGAGGGAGCAUCCUGCUGGUGCCGAUGAGAGUGAUAGUGAAGAAGAGCUUGCUGCUUUUUGUCCUAAGUUGGAUGAUGCUGUGGUUGCCAAAGAACUGACUUUCUCUGACUCUGAGCAUUCUGAUGCAGAAGUGUCUUAUACUGAGAAUGGGACAUUCAAUUUAUCCCGAGGCCAAACUCCAUUGACAGAAGGUUCUGAGGACUUUGAUGGCCACAGCGAUCCAGAGGAAUCUUUUGCUCGAGAUCUUCCAGAUUUCCCUUCUAUUAACCCUGAGAUGACAGGUAUAGACGAUGAGGAUGACACCAGCAUUGGCAUUCCAAGCCUUGCCCCCCAUCACCGUGCCCAGGAAGAGAACCAACAAUCUCAUAAACAGGAAGCAGUGACUUCAGAAUUUCUCCUGAGUGAGCUUCCAUUAAUGCACAAUCUGACAGAUGACUUAGCUGGUUUUGUGACCAGGGGAAUGAUUCAGCUAGCCUUGUCAGGAACUUCCCAGUCAGUUGCUAUGCAUAACAACAGACAGCAGCAAAAUGCCACGGCCUUCCUUCGGACCUCCAGCUCAGAGCUGGAUACAGAUGCUGAAGGGGAUGAUUUUGAACUAUUAGAUCAAUCAGAGCUGAAUCAGAUGGAUCCUUCAAAUUCCCGUGGUCAAUAACAAUUAUCUGGCAUUUGUUUUCUGGCUCCUUUGCUAAUGGACCAGAAUUAGAAGAGCCCAGUGGAGGAGUAAGAUAUUACCAUACAGUUUUCUUGGCUAAUUUGGCUUGGCAAAUUAGGGAAAUUGUAUACAUUUUAGAACAAAAGACUACUAUAGUAGAAUUAGAAGAAUUUGGCUAAUGGAUUUCCUGUGAUCUACAUCUUUGUAUUUUGUACUUUGCACUCUUAGUUCAAAAAGGAAAAAAAAAAUCCUGCUGCCUGAUUUAUUAAAUGACUCCAGUGAUAGGCUUCAGAUCUUGAAAAACAAGCCAUCAGAAAUAGUCUUGUAUUUAAGACACAAACUAAGUUCUUGAGUAAUUCAGGUGAGUAUUUUUCCCAGUUUCUGGUUUAGGGUUUAAAUUUUCCCAAGACCUUAGAGGUACUAGAAAUUACUUCCAUCUCUAGCAAAGAUUGCAUGGAAUGAUUCCAAAUACAUAAUUUAUUGAAACCCUAGGUGAGAUAUUCUCACAGAAAAUAAUAGCAAUAAUAUACACACAGAGAUCUCUAUAAGCUUUUGAAUGAAGUUUUCUUAUCUUCUCUCCACCACAUACAUGAAAGAAUUGCCAUUUCAUUCUAGAAAUCAUCAAGUCUCUUAUUGAUUUCAAAAUUGGAAUAUAAUAUCUAAAUUAGUUAGAUACCCAGCAAGCAGUCUGUCAUUCUGAUCUAUCCCACUAUUGUUGACAUGCCCAUUUCACGUUAUCUGUAGCUGUUUAACUCCCAGAUGGAUUCCUACUUUCUGAAGAAAAAUUGCUUAUUAAGGAAGCUAAUUGAUUUCCACUGAAAGGUGAUAAAGGCCAGAAUCUUAAGAACAACUGCUCCAAUAAAAGUGGGCUACACUGCUAAUGAUAACUCUUUUAGAAAAAUUCCCUAAGAACACAAAAUGGGAACAAAAUUUCAUCAAGGGGAAAGGAGACAUGGGAAAUUCUGAGAGAGCAGGAACACUCUAUUUGAAAACCAAUUUCAUCAGACUUAAUAGAAUUGUUAGUAUAUCUUGGUUGUACUGUUUGCAUUAUUGCACAGGUACAUUCCUUCUCAGUAAAACAUCUGCUAAUAUCUGGAUGUUACAAAUACUAUGGCACCAGGUCUGUUCAUAAUACUGCUUCUUUGCGUGAGUAAAACUAGCAAAGGAUUUUUUUUAUUGCAUUCAUCAUAAAACAGUUUUGCAGACCUACAAAAAACAAGCCUUCUUUAAAUAGUUCAUACUGUGAGGAACUUAUGAAUUAAUUAUUCUGGUGCUUUGUAAUUUUCUGUACAGAAUUCCAUAUACAAACUAUUUCUAUACUAAACUAUUGGAAAAUUGUACCUUAGAAGUAAUUAUCCUUGAUGCAAAGCCAUCCUGGUGAUUCUCUGAACAAGAGAGACUUGAAUAAGUGCUGUGCUUUUAUACUUUAAACAUUUAUUUAGAUUACUUUAUUUGAACUGCUUAUAACAACUUGUGCAUUAGCAUAUCCAGUUAGAAGGUCUUGCUCCAUAUUUUUAUAAUAGCAAUUCAAUCUGUAUCAUUUUUGCAGGCUCAGUAGUUUUGAGGUUUACUUUUUCCCCCAACAUAGAGCAUUAAAAGACAUUCAUAAAAUACUGCCUAUUGUUUUAUUGGCCAGUAAUACUGUGAUGUUAAUGCUAUAUGAGUAAUAGCACAUUCUUGCAGAGAAUAUUUGAAACGGUAAUACAUUGUAAAUUUAAAACAGCUUGGUUUGAGUAGCAUUUGUGUGGCAAUAUCAUGUUAUUUAAUUGCCUUUUUGAGUGUUUAUAAAUCAGCCAAUAUUGUAGAGUAUUUAUAGUAAAUUGUCUCAUUGAAGAAGUUUUUAAAGUAAAAUGCUGAUAAUUUUUGAAAUGGAAAACUGACUACUUCAUUAGAUUUUAUGUGAUGUGGAAUAGAAAAAGGUUUAGUGCAAUAAGACCACCAAACACUCCUCCAUUGUAUUAAUAGUUAAAUAUAUUUUAAACAUUUUGCUGGGUGUUUCUUUCUGCUGUAUCUGCUGCAAAAUAAAGUAUUUGAGAAAAAAA